Penicillium egyptiacum is the source of this 1437-nucleotide messenger RNA. Lineage: Eukaryota; Fungi; Ascomycota; Eurotiomycetes; Eurotiales; Aspergillaceae. The record is from the annotation of a GenBank genome assembly.
AUGGCCUUCAAUAAUGAAGAUCAAGAAAGUCUUCAUAACAGGCUAGCUUAUCAAAUUGGUGUGACCAAGCCUCCAACUGCCACAAAAUGUCGCCAAUUACUCCUGAAAUCUAGAGAAAUUUGUCUGCUUUUGUGGCCGAGCCCCAUCUCUGCCUACUUUGGCCUGAAUUCCGCACCGACUAAGUGCUGGGGCAGUACCGGUUAUCUAACUGGCCUUCGUGGAGUCGCUUGUCUGGCUGUCUUUACAGAGCAUUUUUUGAUGCGAUUCCAUCCUAAACUCCUCGACGAGUAUGGAGAGCAUCCAAAAUUUUACCAGUUACCAGGAAUUCGGCUUCUAUAUUCCGGUAGCGUGAUGGUAUCAAUCUUCUUCAUCAUCUCUGGAUUUUCCCUCUCGAUUGGGCCCCUGCGUACCAUAUACAAUCGGGACUGGGAGCAUUUUCACCAACUGAUGUUUUCGGCUGCCCUCCGCCGCCCUAUUCGAUUGAUUCUUCCUCCGACAGCAGUUACAUUUGUCGUCAUGAUCGGCGUGCGAUUCAGCCUAUAUCAAUCUCACUAUGAUAGCCCCAUUGACCUGGACUGGCGCGGCCCCAUCCGACAACCAACCUUUGCUCUCCAGCUGCUGGAUUGGGUGGAGUACGUCCUGGGCCGGUUGGUUUACCCAGGUGAGUGGUUGCUUCCACUUCCAACCGUGAGCCCGUCGGAGUAUGCAGUUCCACUGUAUACUAUCCCGCAGGAGUUGUGGUCAUCAUUCCUGCUGUUCAUUUUCAUCGUGGCUUUGAGCAAAGUCCGACCUGCAGUGCGCCUGAUCACGUUGUUUUUCCUGGUUAUGCUUUCUGCAUGGUGCAUGCGCAAGAAGAGCUCGUGUUUUCUUGUGGGUAUGGCCUUAGCCGAGCUCCACCUUCAUCGACACCUGUACCCGCCCCAGGAACAUUCCAGAUCUGCCUCGAAUCUCUGGAAAUAUUUAUCAGUGGGUCUCUGGUCCUUCGUACUUCUCUUGGGCAUCUGGAUGUGCUCCAUUCCUCAUACCCGCGGUGCGUACGGAUCCUCAAGCAUCGGCUAUCGAAUGAUUUCAAGAAUCAUUCCCUGGAAUUCCAAUGUCUAUACAAUUGGAGCUGCACUCGUGGUCCUAGCAAUCGAUCAGCUUCCCAUCGUGCAGGCCGUGUUUCGCACCUCGCCCGCGGAAUACCUGGGCAAAAUCUCCUUCUCCCUUUACAUCAUCCACUGGCCGAUCCUUGCCGCAUGGAGAUGGAGUGUGGUCCCGUUCAUGUGUAGGGUUACCGGUGAUCAUACAGCUCUGCGGUAUGGGGCCGGAUUUGCGCUCGCAGCUGUUUGUGUAACCCCCGUUGUGUUGUGGAUUGCAGAUAUUUGUUGGCGAUUGGUUGACGAGACUUCAAUACAGUUCGCUAAGCGCUGGGAGAAUAUGAUCUCCAUAGAAUAG